This is a messenger RNA of Blumeria graminis f. sp. triticale, 693 nucleotides long. NCBI's taxonomy places the organism in Eukaryota, Fungi, Ascomycota, Leotiomycetes, Helotiales, Erysiphaceae. The record is from the annotation of a GenBank genome assembly.
AUGGGAUUCGAAGAUCUUAACAAUGAAAACGGUCUCCAGUUACUAAACGACUGGCUCAAGACUCGUUCAUACAUAGAUGGUUACGUCGCAUCUCAGGCCGAUGUUGCAGUCCUCAAAUCGCUCUCCUUAUCACCUCAAUCAUCAGUCUAUCCUCACGCUGCACGAUGGUACAAACAUAUCAACUCAUACAAAGAGAAAUUCUCAUCACUACCAGGCGAUUCUUCAAAGGAUCAUACACAGUACGGACCAGAAAAAGAAGCAGAAGAGGCAGAACCCUCUAAGGCCGUAACGGAGGAAGAGGAUGACAUAGACCUCUUUGGAAGUGACGAUGAAGAGGAGGAUAAAGAAGCUGAAAAACUUCGUAACCAACGAUUAGAGGAGUACAGAAAAAAGAAAGAAGGAAAGACCAAACCUGCAGCCAAGUCGGUCGUUACUCUAGAAGUUAAGCCUUGGGAUGACGAAACCAACAUGAAAGAGCUCGAAGAAGCAGUGAGAGCCAUUGAAAAGGAUGGUUUACUUUGGGGAUCAUCCAAACUUGUGCCUGUCGGAUUCGGAAUUAUGAAAUUGCAAAUAACCUUGGUGAUCGAGGAUGAAAAGAUUGGCUUGACAGAGUUACAAGAAGAAAUACAAGAAUUUGAAGACUACGUCCAAUCUACCGAUAUAGUAAGUUCUAUCCACACCAAGCAGGUCUAA